This is a messenger RNA of Gadus chalcogrammus (walleye pollock), 3850 nucleotides long. RefSeq lists its product as uncharacterized. NCBI's taxonomy places the organism in Eukaryota, Metazoa, Chordata, Actinopteri, Gadiformes, Gadidae. Bases 194 to 3166 code for a protein of 990 amino acids. The record is from RefSeq and is a predicted model, not a curated record. The transcript has 2 exons.
CUUGCUGGUAGUUCUACCAUGAGGACUCAAAUCACGCGCGGCUGGCCGCCAAUCACCAGCUACCAAUCACCUGCCUACACCUGCUCUAUAAAGAGUAGUCUAACAUAUGUCUUGCUGCUCAGGUCUUCGUUCAACGCAUGAGCUGCUUACUGUGCUUUCGAUUUCGCUUCGCUAAAUCUCGUCGCCUAGUACCAUGUCGUUUAAUACAUACCCAGAGGCCGUAAUGUCGGAUUUCGAUGAGGACGCUUUUCCUCCAUCUCCUGCCGUAUCACGUAGGAGUUCGCGAAUCCAAUUAAAAUCGGCUUCUUGGGCGUCUUGGCCAACCAAAAAACUGCUGGAACUCCUGACCCAAGAAGGCGUCCCAGUGGAAGUCGGCUUGUCGCGGGCGGAUGCCCUGCAGCUUGCCGACACAGCGCUGGGGGAACAUCUCCACGCUCCACUCUCCCCAACGUUCACUCCGGAUGCCGCCGCCGCUGGCUCCGCUGCUGCGACGACUACAAAACCCGGCAAAAAGCGCGCUGGUCGGCUUACUACUUCCGGCCCGGCCAAGCGAGCGCGGAAAGCCGGUAAUUUCGUUCCACGGGAUCCUCAUCACCACCCCCAACAAAUCCCCGACGCGGACCUUCGCCAGGUUCUACACACCCUCGCCGAGUCGGUCCAAAGCCUCGGCGCCAGGAUGGAUGCUGUUGAAACACCAGGCCGCAUUCCCGGACGGGUCCAGGCCCUCAACCCGCCGUCGUUCAUCGCCACGGCGCCUUUUUCCUUCCAGCUACCAUCCGGCUCGGCUCCUUCCGCCUCCAUAGGCUAUGCUCCCGGCACGUGCUCGGGUACCACGGCUACUGCAGCCCCCGCGGUAGCCCCUUUCGCGUAUUCGCUCGCUACUGCUCUACCAGUCCAGCUCCAGGGUAGGAGCUUUAUUACGCCCGCCGCGGCUACGGUUUCUCAGACCACAAAAAAUAAUAUAAUCCAGGGCAGAGACGUUAAUCUCGCGGCGUUACUGUUACCCUCCCCCGCCAUAGAGCGUCAAUGGGUUGAUUGCGGUGACGUGUCCGUUCUUCUGAAAACGUCAGACCCUAGACUUACGCGCAAUCUCUCUUUUGGCGAGUUCGUCAUUACAUUCGGGAUUUACAGAGACAUUAUGUGCCAAGUUUAUCCGGAUAGGAGGGCAGAACUUGACGCUUACCUCGCUAUUAUCGCCGACCUCAACCAGCGCUACGCCGGAACGUUAUUUUAUGAAUAUCAUAAAGCAUUUUCUGCCAAGUCGGCCCAAUGGAUCUCCAUGCUUAAUGUGAGGAUUGAUUGGUCCACUACGGACACCGAGCUUCUGCUCCACCACUUCGGUGGCCAUCAGUCAAUUUCUUGCGCUAUCUGCAGUUCCCACGGGCACACAACGGUGCUAUGCCCCAAGACCGCUACUACCGCCCCCGUCUAUGCCCCUAAAACGCCACUCGUCCAUAGUGACGUUAACCUUUUGCAGGGACCCGCACCCGAAAACUACCUGCCCCCGCCGCCAAAGGCCGGCAAUUCAAGGGAGGGGCCAUCCCUCCAAGAGAUUUUAAAAUCUCACCCAUCUACCCCAAUUAACAUUGCUUCUCUUGCAUCAUUCCUCUCAUCGCACCCCGACUCCGGUUUUGUAGACCAUCUCAUCACGGGCCUUUCACAGGGGUUCCGGGUGGGAGUCCUUUCUCCAUUGUCCACUAAAUAUGUGGCAAAAAAUCUCCAGUCAGCUCUGGCAGAACCAGAAAUAGUGUCUGCUCUUCUGGCUAAAGAGCUUCUCAAAAAUUAUGUUAUCGGCCCAUUUAGUUCUCCCCCCUUUUCUUUCUUUAGAAUAAAUUCUCUCGGCGUUGCUACCCGGAGAUAUUCAGGGAAAAAACGUCUUAUUUUUGAUAUGUCUUCUCCUCACUCUGACUCUUUCGCUAGCGUUAACGAAUGUAUCCCACCAGAACCAUUCUCGUUGUACUAUGCCACUAUCGACCACGCCAUCGCGUUGAUAAAAAUCGCAGGCCAGGGAGCUUGGCUCGCUAAAGCCGACAUUACAGAUGCUUUUAAAAUAAUGCCCAUUCAUCGGUCCGAUUGGCCGUUGUUCGGUGUGAAAUGGCAGUCUAAAUUCUAUUUCGCAGUUAGACUAACAUUCGGGUGUAGGAGCAGCCCCCACCUCUUCAAUUUGCUAUCUGAGGCCCUAUGCUGGAUUAUGCUAAACAUAUGUAGGUUGCCAUUCGUUCUACAUCUGCUGGACGAUUUUUUGCUUAUUGACUUUCCAUCCAACCAAACCAGCGUCCUGGAUACUCUUAAGAGAGUGUUCAGCGAGAUCGGAGUUCCCUUAUCUGAAGAGAAAACAGAGGGGCCAGUUACCGCAAUCGAAUUUCUAGGGAUUCGCUUAGACUCGGAUAGGAUGCAAGCAUCCCUCCCGGACGAGAAACUACAGAGGAUCAGAUCGUUUCUCAAUGCGUUUAUAACGUCUGCUGGAGUUACUAAACGUGAAAUGCUCUCACUCCUAGGCCACCUCAAUUUCGCUAUGCGUAUUAUACCACAAGGGCGCUCGUUCAUCUCUCGCCUCCUAGAUCUGGCACAUUCGGUCCCAAAACUGAACGACGUGAUACACCUCAACGAAGGCUGCAGGUCCGAUCUCAAAUUCUGGUCGUUCCUCAUCGCUAACUGGAACGGAAUUUCCUUCUUCUAUAACGACACGCCUGAAUCAUCUGAUUCUCUCGAACUAUUCACUGAUGCGGCCCCCUCGGUCGGGUUUGGGGGUUUCUUCCAAGGCCAAUGGUUCGCUGGGAGAUGGCCGGUCGAAUUCCGCACAUUCGCCUUCGGGUCAGAGUCGUCUGCGUUGUUCGAGCUCUACCCUAUUGUGGCAGCUAGCGUUCUGUGGGGCCAAGCAUGGCGGCGUAAACGUAUCACCAUGUUUUGCGAUAACGAAGCAGUGGUGGCUAUCAUUAAUAAAAAGCGAUCUGCAUGCCCCACUAUCAUGUCCAUGCUCAGACGUCUCACAUGGCAGUCCGUCACUCUCAAUUUCAUCAUUAAUGCUGAGCAUAUACCUGGUCACCAUAAUAGUCUUGCUGAUUCUCUCUCUCGUUUCCGUUUCCAGGAAUUCAGACGUCUAUGCCCCGCAGCGAAUACGGACCCAAUAAUCAGCCCACCCUUCCACGAACUCCGGCUGGAUUAGGCAAUAGGCUAAAUUCGUUGCUAGACUCCGCGAGUGUUUUUAUGGCAAAAGCUUUAGCGCCAUCUACCCUCAAAGCUUAUAGCUACGCGUGGUCCCUGUUUAAUUUAUUUUGCAUUUCCAUGCACGUUUCAGUUCUUCCAGUGUCGGUAUCUAUUGUCUGCGCUUUUAUCGUCCACUGCUUCGAAUCUCAUAGACAUAAAUUGUCUACGAUUCGGGGGAAUAUAGCUGGUAUUCAAUUUUAUGCUAGAUGCCAAGAUCCUGGCUCUCCUAGUCUAUUUUCGGCUCCCGCAAUCCGUCUUUUAUUGAAGGGCAUGUAUAAAUCGGUGCCAAAAGUACCAGACAAACGCUCUCCUAUCACACUCGAUAUAUUGAACAGAUUAGUGUGCGCUCUUAGAGCUGGGAAAUUCCAUCCUUAUUUUAACACAUUACUUGAGACAGUGUUUCUCACAGCAUUCUACGGGUUCAUGCGUCCAGGGGAAUAUACGUCUCCUACUCAGACUUUUUCCCCUACACGGGGCCUGGCUUUUGCUGAUGUCACCUUCUCUGCAAGGCAUUUUUCCAUCUUCUUAAAACGGUCCAAAAGCGAUAGCCUAGGGGCAGGUGUUACUAUUAUCAUCUCAAGAAUCAACAACUCUCUCUGCCCUUACGCUUCCAUGCUCCUUUACCUCAAGCUCCGGCAAUGCA